AUGGCCGCGCUGCCCCCUGCCGCCUCCGUCCUCGUCCUCCUCGCCCUCGCCGCCGCCUCGGCGCUCGCGCCGGUGGUCUCCGCGGUGCCCUUCAUCGUCCUGCACGGGAUCGGGGACCAGUGCGGGAACGACGGGAUCGCCUCCUUCACCGAUGAGCUUGGGGAGUGGUCGGGGUCCCAGGGCUACUGCAUGGAAAUUGGGAGAGGAGCACGGGACUCUUGGUUAAUGCCACUUCAGGACCAGGCAGAUGUAGUUUGCAAGAAGGUAAAGGAAAUGACAGAACUCCGUGAAGGUUACAGCAUAGUUGGCCUUUCUCAGGGGAACGUAAUUGGACGGGCAGUAAUUGAGUAUUGCGAUGGCGGACCACCGGUAAAGAAUUUCAUCUCAAUUGGGGGUCCUCACGCUGGAACUGCUUCAGUGCCACUUUGUGGUUCUGGUAUUUUUUGCAUUCUAGUUGAUGCUCUGAUUCAGUUGGAGAUAUAUUCAAACUUUGUGCAGGUUUGUAUAUGUUGUAUGUUAUUUGGUCACAGUUAUCGUUAUUACAUGUGCCGUAAAUGUUUGUACACAAAUAACUCAAAAUUGGUGAAAUUGCAGGCACACCUUGCCCCUAGUGGUUACCUAAAGAUUCCCACCGAUAUGGCAGAUUAUUUGGAGGGCUGCAAAUUUCUUCCAAAGCUUAAUAACGAGAUACCAAGUGAAAGAAAUACUACAUAUAAAGAAAGAUUUAGCAGCUUGGAGAACUUGGUAUUAAUCAUGUUUGAGGAUGAUGCAGUCUUAAUACCUCGGGAAACAGCAUGGUUUGGUUAUUAUCCUGAUGGCGCCUUCAGUCCAGUGCUGCCUCCUCAAGAGACGAAGCUAUAUACCGAGGACUGGAUCGGCUUGAAGACUUUGGAUGAGGCUGGGCGUGUUAAGUUUGUUUCAGUGCCAGGAGGUCACCUACGCAUCUCCAGGAGCGACAUGAAGAAGUACAUAGUACCAUACUUGACAUCGUGUGGAUCAUCCAAACAGAGUGUUCGCCGGAUCUUGUCAAUUUAAGGAUCCAAAAACCUCAGGUGAUUGUCGGAUCUUAUGAAAUUGAGGACACAAAAACCACGCAUGCAGUUAUAAUCGAACUAGUUCUGAGUGUUUGUAUGCCCUGCCACGUCUCCCUGCAUUGCCUUAUAAUAUAUAUUGGUGGAAAAGGCUGAAAGAAUUGGAAUCAGAGAAAAUAAGGGGAAAACAAGACACUGAAAACUCA
Molecule: messenger RNA, 1237 nt
Organism: Lolium rigidum
Lineage: Eukaryota; Viridiplantae; Streptophyta; Magnoliopsida; Poales; Poaceae
Product: palmitoyl-protein thioesterase 1-like
Exons: 11
Coding region: 1-1035 (344 amino acids)
Cellular component (GO): intracellular membrane-bounded organelle
Molecular function (GO): thiolester hydrolase activity
Source: RefSeq, a predicted model, not a curated record